Molecule: messenger RNA, 1842 nt
Organism: Lolium rigidum
Lineage: Eukaryota; Viridiplantae; Streptophyta; Magnoliopsida; Poales; Poaceae
Product: AP-1 complex subunit gamma-1-like
Exons: 12
Coding region: 27-1562 (511 amino acids)
Biological process (GO): intracellular protein transport; receptor-mediated endocytosis; Golgi to vacuole transport
Cellular component (GO): membrane coat; AP-1 adaptor complex
Molecular function (GO): clathrin-cargo adaptor activity
Source: RefSeq, a predicted model, not a curated record
UUGUCCACUUAAAAAUUUAAUCACGUAUGCACUCUCAGGAUGCAGAUGUCUCUAUUCGCAAAAGGGCCCUUGAACUCGUUUACUUACUCGUCAAUGACACCAAUGUAAAGCCUUUGACAAAGGAGCUUGUUGAUUACCUAGAAGUAAGUGACGAGGACUUCAAGGAAGACCUCACAGCCAAAAUAUGCUUAAUAGUUGAAAAGUUUUCUCAAGAUAAGUUGUGGUACCUAGACCAGAUGUUCAAGGUUUUAUCUCUGUCUGGAAACUUUGUGAAGGAUGAUGUAUGGCAUGCCCUUAUAGUUCUGAUAAGCAAUGCAUCUGAACUUCAAGGAUACUCAGUGAGAUCGUUAUACAAGGCAUUGCAAGCAUGUGGUGCACAGGAAAGUUUAGUUAGGGUGUCUGUUUGGUGCAUUGGUGAAUAUGGUGAGAUGCUGGUCAACAACAUUAGUAUGCUGGAUGUUGAGGAACCAAUCACGGUAACAGAAUCUGAUGCGGUGGAUGCUUUAGAGCUAGCUCUUAAACGCUACUCUGUAGACGUUACAACACGGGCUAUGUGUCUUGUUGCUCUUUUGAAGCUUUCUUCGCGAUUUCCGCCAACUUCAGAGAGGAUACAAGAAAUUGUAGUUCAGAAUAAAGGGAACACUGUGCUUGAGCUACAGCAAAGAUCAAUCGAAUUUAAUUCCAUCAUUCAAAGACACCAGUCUAUAAAAUCAUCUUUGCUUGAGCGGAUGCCUGUAUUAGAUGAAGCUAGUUAUUUGGUGAAGCGAGCCACUUCUUCACAAGCGAGUGUUUCAUUAAAUAAAUCUGCUCCAGCAGCCACUCCUGGAGGCUCCCUUAAGCUUCCAAACGGUGUAGCAAAACCACCACCAGCUCCAUUAGCUGAUUUACUUGAUUUAAGUUCUGAUGAUACUCCAGCGAGUACUUCUGCCCCUACUGCAGCGCCUAAUAAUUUCCUACACGAUCUUUUGGGCAUUGACCUGACUGAUUCUUCUAGUACAGGUGGAGCUCCAUCUGCAAGUACAGAUAUUUUAAUGGAUCUUCUAUCUAUUGGUUCAUCUCCUGUACAAAAUGGCCCGCCAACAACAUCGACCGUUAUCUCUCCUGGCCAAGCAGUGACUAAACAUGCUUCUGCAACACCUCAAGUUUUCGAUCUUCUCGAUGGUUUGGCCCCAAGUUCACCACUCCCUGAUGAACAAACAGCUUACCCGCCAAUCACAGCUUUCCAGAGUGCAACUUUGAAGAUCACCUUCAAUUUUAAGAAGCAGCCUGGAAAACCUCAGGAAACUACAAUGCAUGUCAGCUUUACAAAUUUGACUUCUGCUACAUUGACAGAUUUCAUGUUUCAGGCAGCUGUACCAAAGUUCAUCCAGUUGCGUUUGGACCCUGCUAGCAGCAGCACCCUUCCGGCCAGCGGGAAGGGUUCAGUUACACAAAGCCUCAGCGUCACUAACAAUCAACAUGGACAGAAACCAAUUGCUAUGCGGAUCCGGAUUUCCUACAAAGUGAACGGCGAGGACAGGCUGGAACAAGGGCAAAUCAGCAAUUUUCCCGCUGGGUUGUAGUGCCACCUGUGUAUAAUGUUGUGAUAGCUCUUUCAUUGUGCUGCUGGCAAAGGCGAGUUUUUCCUUUUUUCUACCUCCAUCAAUUUCUUACCCUUCUGCUUGCCUGUUAGGGAGUUAUGUACACUAGUUGGUUUUUGCCCUUUAUCCUUACCAUAUUGUAUAGUAGCUGGCAGCAAAUUAAUGACAUGUAUCCAGUUUUGCCAAAAUGUAUUUAUACAAAGGUGUAUAUUACACUUGGAGGAUAAUCAAAGUUUUCAGCCUCCAGCUCACUCGAGGCAGC